Messenger RNA from Lachnellula hyalina, 438 nucleotides. RefSeq lists its product as uncharacterized. The coding region runs from base 1 to 438 and encodes 145 amino acids. Lineage: Eukaryota; Fungi; Ascomycota; Leotiomycetes; Helotiales; Lachnaceae. The record is from RefSeq and is a predicted model, not a curated record. The transcript has 2 exons.
AUGAACCGGCUCAACGUACUUCUCGUGCUCUGCGCACUCAUCAUAUCAGUACUUGCAGCUUCACCUCCUUCCUUCUGCAAAUGUACCUGUUUCAGUAACAGCACCAUCAUCCCUCUCUCCACGCAUGAUACAACAUCCACCCCCCCAUCCAACAAGGCUCAGACUGGGGGAUCCGCUACUACAUGCGCAGGUUGCAAUAAAGCGUUUUGCCUGGAUCAGCGACUCCCAAUCUGCAAAGAUGCUACGGAUAAAGAUGUAUUCACUACGUGUUUCCAGAGAGAUAGUAGGAAGGACCAGAUUGUUGUAUUGACAUUUAUUGCUACAACUGUUGGAUUACUUGGCUGGGCUGCGGUGAGGAAAAUACUCGAGAAGAGAAAGGAAGGCGCCAACCGUAUAGGAGAUACCCAACAAGGUUAUAUUCCUGUAGGCGGGCAAUGA